Molecule: messenger RNA, 1038 nt
Organism: Malus domestica (apple)
Lineage: Eukaryota; Viridiplantae; Streptophyta; Magnoliopsida; Rosales; Rosaceae
Product: non-specific lipid transfer protein GPI-anchored 11-like
Biological process (GO): lipid transport
Molecular function (GO): lipid binding
Source: RefSeq, a predicted model, not a curated record
UCACUCUCUGUCUCUCUCUCUAUAUACUUUACCUUGAUGAGAGAUAAAGUCCAUUAUCUUUUGUUGGGAGUUAGAGUUCUUCACUUGGUGCCAUCAUUCCUUCCCACCUCGCCACUUAAUCCCCUCCCUUAUAUAUUAAUCCUACAAAAUCCCAUCCCUCACCAACCCACUUCCUACUUUGUGCCAUCAUUCCUUCUUGAGUUUUCACAAUCCCACAAGAAAAAAUGGGAGCAGCAACGACUCUGGUGGUGGUGAUGGCGGUGCUUCUGUUUGGACUUGGGGACUGCGCGGCGCCGGCUCCUGCGGUGGACUGCUCGAGCCUGAUCUUGAACAUGGCGGACUGCUUGUCGUUUGUGUCGAAUGGGAGCACGGACACGAAGCCUGCAGGGACUUGCUGCAGUGGCCUCAAGACUGUUCUCAAAGCCGACGCUUCCUGCCUCUGUGAGGCCUUCAAAAGCAGUGCUCAACUCGGCGUCGUUUUGAACAUCACCAAGGCCAUCUCCCUCCCCGCCGCUUGCAAAGUCUCCGCUCCGUCUGCCUCCAACUGUGGAUUAUCUCUCAGUCCUGCUGGUGCUCCUGGUGGAGCACCUACCUCGCCGGCACCUUCUCCAAUGUCAGGUGCUGACAUUGGUGGUGCACCAGCGUCGUCGACUACUGGAGGGAAUGAGCAAACACCCGCUGCAUCUCCUCAGGGAAGCUCAGGUUCUUUUACGCUCGCUAGUUCGGUUGGAUCCCUACUUGUUGGUCUUGUAAUUGCAUCAUUCCCUUGUUUCUGAGAGCCGAGUUUGGUGGUGCCAUUUUUGCGAGUAGAGAGGGAUGAUGUGAUAUAUGGCACUUCUGUUUAUUUUACCAUUGGGGUUAGUUCAUUCUGAGGGGUGACUAAGCUAGGUUUUAACAUUGUUUUCGGGGUCACUCGAAACCUGUUUCGAUGGCUUAGUUGGUUGGACAACGUUUUCCUAAUGUAUUAAUCUCUAUCCUAUUCCAGUAUUUAUGUACAUUUGUGCUCCCUUUCCUAUUGAAUUUGACGUUUGAACGAAA